CCUCCCCUCCCCUCUUCCAAACAACUCGUCCCUCUCGACAUUCUUGUCUCUUGCGCUCAUCCCAAAACAAUCCUAGACAGAAUCAACCACCAUGCUCGAGGCUCGUGUUAAGCAGGCUGCUGUCCUCAAGAAGCUCCUUGACGCCAUCAAGGAGCUCGUUACUGAUGGCAACCUCGACUGCUCUGACGAGGGCAUUGCCCUCCAGGCCAUGGACAACUCGCACGUCGCGCUCGUGUCGCUCAAGCUCGCGGCCGAGCAGUUCGAAUCGUACCGCUGCGACCGCAACAUCCCUCUCGGUGUCAACCUCACCUCGCUCACCAAGAUUCUCAAGUGUGCCAAGGACAACGACAUUGUGACUCUCAAGGCUGCUGAUGACGCCGACUCGCUCGGCCUGGUCUUCGAGUCUCCCAAGGAGGACCGCGUCGGAGAGUACGAGAUGAAGCUCAUGGACAUUGACCAGGAGCACCUCGGUAUCCCCGACACUCAGUACGACGCGACCAUCACCAUGUCGUCUGCCGAGUUCCAGCGCAUCUGCCGUGACCUCGCUGCUCUUGGCGAGUCGGUCAAGAUAGAGGCGUCCAAGGAGGGUGUCCGCUUCUCAUCGGACGGCGAGGUCGGCUCGGGAUCCGUUCUGCUCAAGCAGAGCGCGGGCAACGACCGUGGUGCCCGCGCCCGCGCUAAGCCCGACCCGGAUGAGGAUGAGGAGGAGGAGCGUGAGGAGAAGCCUGAUGUCGACGAGGAGGGUGAGGACGAGCAGGACGAGGAGGACCGCCCCAAGAAGCGCAAGGCCAACGGCGGCGCCAAGGGCUCCAAAAAGGCCAAGACUGGCGGCAGCGACGAGGACGUCGGAGUGUCCAUCAUCCUCGAGAAGCAAGUCUCGCUUACUUUCUCUCUCAAGUACCUGUCCAACUUUGCCAAGUCUGCGCCUCUUGCGCGUGAGGUCUCGCUCAACAUGAGCAACGACGUCCCUCUCCUCGUCCAGUUCGACUUUGAGCAGGGCACGCUCCAGUUCUUCCUGGCGCCCAAGAUUUCGGACGAGUAAAGAGAUAAAGUGUAGCUGUAUUAGUGGAGAGAGUGGAUCAUCGAGUCGCUGUACCACGUCAUUGUUACUUUGCUAUGGAUUCAUCAUGCGCC
Vanrija pseudolonga is the source of this 1134-nucleotide messenger RNA. RefSeq names its product Proliferating cell nuclear antigen (gene pcn1). The record is from RefSeq and is a predicted model, not a curated record. Gene Ontology annotation, molecular function: DNA polymerase processivity factor activity; DNA binding. The coding region runs from base 92 to 1042 and encodes 316 amino acids. NCBI's taxonomy places the organism in Eukaryota, Fungi, Basidiomycota, Tremellomycetes, Trichosporonales, Trichosporonaceae. Gene Ontology annotation, cellular component: PCNA complex. Gene Ontology annotation, biological process: mismatch repair; leading strand elongation; translesion synthesis. The transcript is spliced from 6 exons.